This is a messenger RNA of Dictyostelium discoideum AX4, 345 nucleotides long. RefSeq lists its product as hypothetical. NCBI's taxonomy places the organism in Eukaryota, Evosea, Eumycetozoa, Dictyosteliales, Dictyosteliaceae. Bases 1 to 345 code for a protein of 114 amino acids. The record is from RefSeq and is a predicted model, not a curated record. The transcript has a single exon.
AUGAAAUCCAAAGAAAAAGCAUUUGAAAAUUUUUUUAUUUUGGAAAGAUUGGUAUCAAAUCUUAAUGAAAAAAAUAUUCCUUUUUUAAUUGCUGGUGAUAUAAAUCAUAAUAGAAUUCAAAUAAAAGAGAAAUUAGGAAAUGAAAUUUCUUUUGCAAAUGAUAAAGAUAUAGAAACAACGAUUGGUAAAAACUCAAUCGAUCACAUUAUGUUUUCUUCUCACAGCAAAUCAUUAUAUUUUAAAGUAUUGAAAAAUGCAAUAACAUCCUCAGAAAAAGCAAAAAUCAAUCAUUACGCUAUAAGAUCAACAUUUAACAUUAAAAAAGGUACUGAAUUAAAUAAUUAA